Molecule: messenger RNA, 840 nt
Organism: Seminavis robusta
Lineage: Eukaryota; Bacillariophyta; Bacillariophyceae; Naviculales; Naviculaceae
Source: the annotation of a GenBank genome assembly
UCCAGCCGCAACAGCGGGUUACUACAGGCUACAUCAAGGCAAUAGACAGAUAUCCAAACAACCCAUGACGGCACAGUCGUCAGAGAGCUUCACCCAACUUCUGUUCCAAAACGAGCGUAUUGAAGUCUACGACUUUCGAUUGCCCCCAGGCGAGAGCGUCACAGUGGUGCAUGAGCUACCGACCAUUCGAUGGCAGGUCGAUGAGGGGCAUCACGGUCUCGUCGUCACACAACCACCACAAGAGGGUGGUCACUCCUCCGACAAAAAGGAAGAAGAUGAGAUUGUGCCUGAUCGAAAAGUAUUUUUUGUUUCCCCAGGCACUCAGUGGACACUGAAAAACAUUGCUGCCUCUACAGCCAAGGAAGCAGGGACCUAUCGACAGAUUUUGUUUGUCCUUCAAAGUGAUGAGCCCAAGUAUUCCGAACAACAAGUGCAGGAUUUACUCAAGGAAGCCAUAUAUACAACAGCCGUUGGAACAGCACUUCUGUUGGAAAAUGAACUCUGCCGUGUAUGGGACUUCUAUCUGGAACCAGGAGAAGGCGGUGGAUCCGAUACUGUGCAUCAUCAUUGCCUUGACUAUGUGUUUAUAAAUGUGGCCCCCUCAAGGUUGUUGGGUUUGCACCCUGAAACUCUGGACCAGAACAAUCUGCUUUUUGAUAGCAUCUCAACAGACAACCAAGUUACAUGGAACUACAUACCGGCAUCAGCAGGCAAAGAUAAGGCAUUUGCUCAUGGUGGGAAGAAUGGCUAUGACGACCGGCCGAUGAGAGAAUAUCUGUUGGAACUCAAGUAGUAGGUCGAACGUAUAUGUAUGUAUUCUAAAACUUCUGAUAGCUAUGU